GCCCCAUGCUGCUGAGCGGAGCUCCGCCCGCGGGCUCCGGCCCCGGGCCGCGGGCUCAGGGGGGUGCGGGGGGCGGCCCGGGGGGCUCGCGCCGGGGCGCUGGGGGGCCCGGGGCCGGCCCGGGAGGAGGCGGCAGUGGCGGAGUGGCCAAGUGGCUCCGGGAGCACCUGGGCUUCCGUGGGGGGAGCGGCGGCGGCGGUGGGGGCAAGCCGGCGCCCCCGGAGCCGGACUACCGGCCGCCCGUCCCCGCCCCGGCCGCGCCCCCCGCGCCCCCCCCGGACAUCCUGGCCGCCUACCGGCUGCAGAGGGAGCGGGACUUCGAAGACCCCUACUCCGGAGGGCCGUCCGGCUCCGCUGCCCUGGCCGCCCCGGCGGUCCCCGGCCCCACGCCGCCCCCGCGCCACGGCUCGCCCCCCCACCGCCUUAUUCGGGUCGAGACCCCGGGUCCCCCAGCGCCCCCGCCCGAGGAGCGGACCCCUGGACCCCCGGCCAGCAGCGACAGGUUGGCAAUCCUAGAAGACUAUGCAGACCCGUUUGAUGUCCAGGAGACUGGUGACAGCCUAGUAGGAGCUUCAGGAGCCCCAGAGAAGGUCCCGGAAAACGAUGGCUACAUGGAGCCCUAUGAGGCCCAAAAGAUGAUGGCCGAGAUCCGGGGCUCCAAGGAGACAGCCACUCAGCCCCUGCCUCUGUAUGACACACCCUAUGAGCCAGAAGAGGAGGGGGCCACCCCCGAGGGUGAGGGGACCCCUUGGCCCCGGGAGUCCCGCCUGCCUGAGGACGAUGAGAGGCCGCCCGAGGAGUAUGACCAGCCCUGGGAGUGGAAGAAAGAGCGGAUUUCUAAAGCCUUUGCUGUUGACAUUAAGGUCAUCAAAGACCUACCUUGGCCUCCACCGGUGGGACAGCUGGACAGCAGCCCCUCCCUGCCCGACGGGGACAGGGACAUCUCCGGUCCAGCCUCACCCCUCCCCGAGCCCAGCCUGGAGGAUGGCAGCGCCCAGUUUGAAGGAUCUGAGAAGAGCUGCCUGUCACCCGGCCUGGAGGAGAAGGGGCGUCUACCCCCCCGACUCUCUGCAGGGAACCCCAAGUCAGCCAAGCCCCUAAACAUGGAGCCCAGCAGCCCCCUGGGGGAGUGGACAGACCCAGCACUGCCUCUGGAAAACCAGGUCUGGUACCAUGGGGCCAUCAGUCGAACAGAUGCCGAGAACCUGCUCCGGCUGUGCAAAGAGGCCAGCUACCUGGUGCGCAACAGUGAGACCAGCAAGAAUGACUUCUCCCUGUCCCUCAAGAGCAGCCAGGGCUUCAUGCAUAUGAAGCUGUCUCGGACCAAGGAACACAAGUAUGUGCUGGGCCAGAACAGCCCGCCCUUCAGCAGCGUCCCUGAGAUCGUGCACCACUACGCCAGCCGCAAGCUGCCCAUUAAGGGGGCCGAGCACAUGUCCCUGCUCUACCCCGUGGCCAUCCGGACUCUGUAGGUGUGAGGCUUGGGCACUGCGGCAGACCCGGACCCAGUCCUGUGCCUGCGCCCUGGCUGAGGGCUGCGGUCCUUCCCAGGGCCAUGAUCUCCCAAGCCUUUCUUCCCCUCUCCCUGGGGUGGAGUGGGAACUGGAGAUUCCUUAAUUUAUUCUAAAGAGUAAGGGCUAUGGGCCUUGGAGUAAGAGGAGGUCUGGAGCUGAGGAGAGAAGAACCCCUGGGCAGCCCCUGGAGGAAGGGGGCUCCCAAACCGCGAGGCUCCCGAAGAGUUUAAGAUCCGCCGCUCCAGGCCCUUUCCGCCUCUGGGGCCGAGGUGGCCACCUACUUCCCCUCCACCCUCCACCCCCAGGUCAGUACGGGGUGGAGCAGGACGCAGGCCCGCCGGGCACCCUGACCUCUUCCCCUCCACCCACAAACGAGGGGCAGACCCCUGGGAUGGAGAUGGCAUUGGGCGGGAGCGGCGGGGAAGGGAUCGGGACGGAGGGAAUCGGUGCGGUCCCCCGGCCGUUCCGGCUCCCGGCCAGAGGCAAUAAAUAAACCCAGGGCUGCCAGGCA
Messenger RNA from Eptesicus fuscus (big brown bat), 2025 nucleotides. It is a transcript of the gene SHF, whose product is annotated as Src homology 2 domain containing F. Lineage: Eukaryota; Metazoa; Chordata; Mammalia; Chiroptera; Vespertilionidae. Gene Ontology annotation, molecular function: phosphotyrosine residue binding. The record is from RefSeq and is a predicted model, not a curated record. The transcript has 7 exons. Bases 6 to 1472 code for a protein of 488 amino acids.